AUGGUUUAUGGUACCAAUUUACGUUUACCGGGAGAUUUUAUAAAUCCUGCAAAAAACUCACCCAAUGUCCAGCCCCAUGCAUUCCUCAAGCAAUUGCGUGAAACCAUGGUUGCAUUAUACCCUAAGCCCACAAGCAUACAUUCUUCAAGACCUGUGUUUGUUCCUAAAGAACUCGCUACAUCCUCACAUGUGUUCUUACGGUGUGAUGCAUCAAAAAAGUCCUUGGAGCCUACCUAUACAGGCCCAUACCUAGUUCUAAGUCGCACAUCCAAGAACUAUCGGAUACUAAUCGGCGACAAAGAGACAGUGGUGAGCCUUGAUCGUCUCAAACCAGCCUUUAUCUUAGCACCACAAACUGUCGAGACUGGUACAUCAGUUCCACCUCCUUCGAAGGCACCUUCAUCUAUUGGGUCUACACCAACAUCUGCUACUACGUCAGUUCCUGUGCCUGGAUCCCAGAAAACAAGUGCUCCUCAGUAUACACGUUCCGGACGUAGAGUCCGAUUUAACUCUCGGUACCUUUAA
This is a messenger RNA of Stegodyphus dumicola, 525 nucleotides long. RefSeq lists its product as uncharacterized. The record is from RefSeq and is a predicted model, not a curated record. NCBI's taxonomy places the organism in Eukaryota, Metazoa, Arthropoda, Arachnida, Araneae, Eresidae.